Messenger RNA from Branchiostoma floridae (Florida lancelet), 5037 nucleotides. RefSeq names its product PR domain zinc finger protein 1-like. NCBI's taxonomy places the organism in Eukaryota, Metazoa, Chordata, Leptocardii, Amphioxiformes, Branchiostomatidae. Gene Ontology annotation, molecular function: DNA-binding transcription repressor activity, RNA polymerase II-specific; histone deacetylase binding; RNA polymerase II cis-regulatory region sequence-specific DNA binding. Bases 424 to 2628 code for a protein of 734 amino acids. The transcript is spliced from 8 exons. Gene Ontology annotation, biological process: regulation of transcription by RNA polymerase II; cell fate commitment. The record is from RefSeq and is a predicted model, not a curated record. Gene Ontology annotation, cellular component: nucleus; cytoplasm.
AGUCACAUUCAAAACACAACUGCUCCAGGAGAGCCAGGCCUGGUAGUUGUGGAGAGGGCGAUCUUCACAGCUGACUUUCCACAAAAACGUCGCCGGCGCGUAACCGUCGAGUACCAAUCGAGGUGGACACGGGAUUUGGCCAUUGCCGGAAUUUUCCCUUUCGGGACGGUAGAUCCCGCGGCUGAAGUGCCCUAGCCUAGCCACCACCUGCUGGCAGCGUUUGUGUGGAAGUUGCAGGUGAAGUCAAGUGGCAGGCAGUACUCUAGCCUAUUAGGGAGUACUUUGGUAGCCAAGCGUGUGCCAGUCCCUGGAUAUCCUGGCUUCUGUGUAAUUGAUUCCUGGUGAGGGGAUCCACCCAAUAUGUUUUAACUAACAGAUGGGUGGAGACAACAUGGCAAAGUAGAUGCACUGCAAAGAGAGGGAAUGCUUCUGAAUGAAAGAGACAAAGCAAUGCGUGGGACAACGAUGACAGAAGAUGUGCUGCGGUGGAACGAGGAAGACUUUGUGAAGAAUUCGACCUACCUCGUCGUGGACCAGGAAUGGGAGGAAGAAGGAUCGCAGCAGCCCCGAGCGGAGGGAACCCUCCCCAGAAAUCUCUACCUCAAGUAUAACGACCAAAAUGAAGUGUUGGGCGUGUGCAGCAAAGAAUACAUUCCACAAGGCACGAGGUUCGGUCCGCUAGUGGGACAAGUGUACUGCAGGGACGAAGUGCCAAAGGGAGCCAACCGGAAAUAUUUCUGGAGGGUGUACGACGGAGAGGAAUUCCAGUUCUACGUGGACGGCUAUGACAUCACGAAAAGCAACUGGAUGCGUUACGUCAACCCGGCGCACAGCGGAGAAGAGCAGAACCUGGUGGCCUGCCAACAUGACAUGAAGAUCUACUUCUUCACUAUCAAGCCUGUUCUCCCUGAUACGGAGCUGCUGGUCUGGUACUGUCGGGAGUUCGCAGAACGGCUCAACUACCCUCCAAGUGGGGAACUGAUGAUGCAGAGAAUAAAGCAAGCUCUCCUGAAGGAACCCAGUCUACCUCAUGCCAACCCAUCGGACCAGACAGCAAACAAUAACAAUGACAAUAUCCCCAUAGACUUCAGCAAAGGCAGAUCCACCAAUCCCUCGCCUGUCAGCCCGACAAACGGGCACGCUGCGUCGCCCCAAAGCCAAGUACAAGUUCCCGUGCCAAAUGCUGCUAGCAUCUCUCUACCAAUCACUAGCGAGAGGCAAGACCAUAAGGAGAGAAACGGACUAGCCAAUGGGCAUCCAGACGAAACGCGCUAUAGCCUCAAACCACUGCCAAGUUCGUUCUUUCUACCGGGCGCAGUGGCAAACGGGACUCCAAGCACCACCGUUGUGAGCCCCACAGAGGCGACGAAAGCCCACAUAUUCCCGAGCCUACCGGGUCUUCCGAAACCUCCAGCCUUGCUUCCCAACCUGCCCUACCUCAAUGGUUACACUCCACCAUUUCCAUUUGUCUACCACGAUGCUCACGCCAGAUUCGGUUUACUUCGCCCGCCGUUCGACAACGCCCUGCUGAGAAACAGCCACAGGUUGCCACCCUCCGAUCUCAGGAUGCUGGGAACGGGGCCCGUGUUGACGCCGCCUAUGGGUAGGAUCGGCGACAUGCCUCACAGUAUGAUCAAGGUGAAGACGGAGCCCUCCGAUAUCAGCAACAACAACAGGGAGAGACAGGAACUGUCCGUGGCACAGUCGCACUACAUGGGUUCGCCGGCCGGGAACGGUAGGAGUGACGCCAAUAGCCCGAGCAAGCCUCGGAGGCAGAUCCAGGGGUACAAGUCGCUCCCGUACCCGCUCAUCAAGAAGAACGGGAAGAUCAGCUACGAGUGCAACGUGUGCCACAAGGUGUUCGGGCAGCUGUCCAACCUGAAGGUGCACCUGAGGGUGCACAGCGGCGAGCGCCCCUUCAAGUGUCAGACCUGCGGGAAGGGCUUCACCCAGCUGGCUCACCUGCAGAAGCAUCACCUGGUGCACACAGGUGAGAAGCCUCACGAGUGCCAGAUCUGUCACAAACGGUUCAGCAGCACCAGUAACCUGAAGACUCACCUGCGGCUGCACAGCGGGGAGAAGCCUUAUCAGUGCAAGCUGUGCCCGGCCAAGUUCACACAGUACGUUCACCUGAAGCUACACAAGCGCCUCCACGGGCGCGACCGCCCGUACCAGUGCCAGCACUGCCACCACGCGUACGUCUACAGGUGCCAGCUCAUGCUUCACCAGACCAAGCCCUGUACUCCAGACGACGACGGCAACUCUCCCGCCUUCCCUCCGGAAGAGUGCGACGAUCACUGCGGCGGAUGUUCGGGCGAAUGCGACGAUGACGACCAAAGGAGCGAUGUUUCUGACGGCGAGCGUAGCGUGGAGAAACACGACGUCGGCGAAACCACAGACCAAGGGUACACCUUGUUAGAGGCAGCGAAAAAGCACCCGUCGAUGGAUACGUCAGAUGAAGGCGAGAACUACAGAAGCAAAGGUAGCCCGAGUAACGCCAGCGAUGGCAGCGGGAGUGAGGAAAGCGGGUUUGGCACCAGCAAUAGCGUACUGUCAGAGGGCCACGAAGAGGAAGUGCCCACGAAAGAGAACUUCUCGAAACAGGACGUUGACAUGCCCGCUGUUUAGAAAAAGGAUAGAAAAAAGUGACCUUAGCAUUGAUUGUUGCAACAUCGAUCCAUACAGGGUAAUUUUGCACCGUUGUUGUGCACUUCUGCAUUGCAGCAACAGACUUCAGUACUAGUGUUCAAUUUUAUGCAAAAGCAGGAAUCAAGAAUACAGUUUAAAUUUGCAUUCACAUUUUCACUUUAUAUAAAGAUUAUACAGCAUUCCAAGUAAGCAAGCAUCACAGUGACAGAAAACAAGUCUGCUGCUGCAUAUGACAAUCAAAAUUCAACAACUUUUUUCUGUUGGAUGUGAUGGUUUUGAUUUCACCGUUACGUACAUAUAGCUACUUUUACAGACACAGAAUCUUGAACUGUCAACAGAGACUAAACUAUGCAACUGGAGCGGGCUCCUAACAGUACAUAAACAACCUCAGCUAUAUGUAACUCUUUUUGUUUGUUCAUAUUAAUAGCUAAGUACAAUCAACAACAAUGGACAAUCAUCGUUUUACCUUACCUGUAAACCUUUUGGUAUAUCCUCAUUUAGUCAUGAGAUAAACUUUCGUUUUGAAUUCUUUUGUUUCUUCAUAAAAACAUACUACCAUUGUCAACUAUGCAGACAGAAGAAUGCUAUGUUUAAUUAUGAUAAUUUCUACUUCUCACAAGAGUCUAUGUAAUUUUGUGAACUAUAGAAAGCAGCCAUUUUGUCUAUCAUUGUACUGAAACACAUAUUAUGGAAGAAAUGCCAGUACAGACAAUUCUUUUCUUCCUCUGUAUGUUAAACUAAUUUAACCAUUGAAAUAAUCUCAAGUUCACAUAUUUAUUAUUUCAAAUAUUAUAUAUGUAUAAAUGCAAAUGUUCCAUGUCACCGUAAAAGCCACAAAUACCUCAGUUUCAACACCACACAGUAUAGGCAUAAUUUUUUGUACAUAUUGUUUACAUUCAAUUACACAGUUUUAUAUAUUAUCCAGACUGUAUAUGAAUUCCCACAAAGGGAUACCCACUAAUUCUAUAUCAAUAUCAUUUUUUUUCAGCUUGCUCCAAACUAUAACAGUUUAACUAGCAUGUUUGUUGCUGGAUGAAAACUUGUAAAAUGAUCUUCCAUGUUGAAAUUUGUAGACGACUGUUUAGUUUGUUAUAGAAAUACUUCUCUCUGUUCUCCAUUGCUGCAUUUGUUCUAUAAGAUGAUUAGUUACCCCCCCCCCCCCUCUAGUUGUUAUUGAUUGACCCUGUUAGAUGCUGUAUUGCACUUGUAAGAAAUUCAGGUAGAGAGUGCCUAUCUUUGCAAACUCUUCUGUGAUGUCUUAAGAUAAAGAUCUUCAUUCAUCUUAAGAUAAAAUAGAUAAUCAUGAUAAGUGAUAGAGGAGAUGACUUGUAUAAGCCUUGAUUGUUGAAGAAAAUUGUUAAGAACCCAGUUUUUUGUUGUUAAAUCCUCAAGUCUGGAAAUUGUAAUGUUUUGAGGAAUUUGAGUAACCGAACAACGUUGGUUAACGAUUUGAACUGCUGUUUCAGACUGGGUUUUGCUUGAUGCCAAAAGGUUGCAAGAUUUGCAGUGGUUUGACAAACUCUUCUUGACUAUGCACACAUUUUCCUUUACUAUUAUAUUAGUAAUAUUUUGCCAAAGUGAAAGAAAAGAAAUCUGUUGCCAAAGUUAUCUAUCUUGAGAAAGUUGCAAAAUUCUUCAUCCAAAUUGUGGUUGAACAAUGAUUUCAUGUUGCUCUAUAGCAAGUGUUUCUUGCAAAUGUUCUAUCUAGCUAUAGGUAAUAACUUUUGCCUUUGUAAAUAAUAAUUUCACAAUGGUUGGAUCUUGUGGAUAGGGAAAUAAUUUGGGAAUAUGGAUUGGGUUGAUAUGAAUAUUAUCUGCAUAUUAUCAAUUUCUCUCUGGGGUAAUUUGAUCUUGGUUUCGAUUGUAUUAACUUCACCUUGCCUUUGGUAUUUGGGGACCUGUCCUUUAAUAUGCAAAUCACUUAUAAUUUUUCUCUUUUUUCAAUUAUGGAUAAAAGUGACGGGGUGAUGAUUUAGUUUUGCUUGGUUCCAAUGGACUCUUACACGAAUUAUUAGCUAGUUUGAGAAAUAAGUAGGAAAAUGAUAAUAAUAAUCAAGAAUAUUAUUCUCAGGGUCGAAUGCACAAUUGCUGCAAAUCUUGUAUGAAAAGAAUGUGUUCUAUUAUGUUUUCUUCUCUUUAUGUAUAGUUAUUAUGACUUCUCACAUUCAAUAUUGCUACACUGUCAGUAUAUUUCUGUUGGUAUAUUUCUGGUGGAAGGAUAUAAUAUUUAUGUACAUUUGUUAUACAAAUGCCUUGCCAUACAUAUAUAUUUACACUGCACUCACAAACAAAACAUAACCAACAAGUUACAGAAGAUGAAUUUAUUUUUCAUACACAGGAGAUUUUGUGAGAAUGAAAUGUUUACUGAAUUAAAUGAAUUGAGAAGAA